This is a messenger RNA of Pseudo-nitzschia multistriata, 1826 nucleotides long. The record is from the annotation of a GenBank genome assembly. Lineage: Eukaryota; Bacillariophyta; Bacillariophyceae; Bacillariales; Bacillariaceae.
AUCCGCCCGGGAUGGUCGAAAGUGAUUCAUGCCGAUACAUACCAAAAGCAUCGUACUCGUGCCGGAACCACACUUGACCCACUGUAACCGGAAUGUCGUUUGAACACGGACCGUCAACAACAAUAGAUCCCUGGCGCGAAGUCACUUCCAAGAACAGUGACAAAAACCGGUGAUAUCUUGAAUGUUGCCCCUUGUUCGAACAUUGCCAUCCAUUUCGAGAAAGGCAUCUCUUCGGAGAUCCUUACCGACGAUAUCCGCAAAACGACCCCCAUUGCUUUGCCCGUUCGCAAACAAUGCGUCGUCAUCGCCAAUGGCGACGGGUCAUGUGUCGAUGCAACACAGAACCAUGAUGGCUGGGCACAAUAAAUGGAGCAAGAUCCGUCACAAGAAGGGUGCCAACGACGUGAAAAAGGCCCUGAUCCUCGGCAAGGCAUCGAAGAGCCUGACGGUUGCCUCCAAAGAAUGCCAAGGCGACCGAUCCGACAUGCGCCUACAGGCGGCCAUCCAGCACGCAAAAUCCGUCCAGCUGCCCAGGGAUCGCAUUGACGAAGCCAUCGAAAAGGGAACAAAACCAAAAAGCGGGGGAGAGGACGACUUUUUCCCCCUCCGGUUCGAUGCCAUGAUGAAAUUGGAAGGAAACCGAGACCCUGGCGACUCGUCCGAUUCGUCGGUGCCCUCCGUCCAGGUGGCUUGCAUCAUAACGGCACUAUCGGACAAUCGGAAUCGGACCACCCAACACGUGCGACACCUGGUUACUAAAUUUGGAGGAGAGUUUCUUCCGACGGAUCAUCUCAAUUACCUCUUCGAUCACGUGGGUCAUAUUCUUGUGGAAAUCGCAGUCAACAAAAUCGUCGACACCAAUAGUGACGUUGAGGAGGCAAUGCUGAUCUUGGAAGAAGAACUUAUGGAAUGCGCCCUCGAGGCAGGUGCUAUCAAUAUCGAGCCAUCAACCGACGAUGGGGAAGAAGACGACACAGAAAUUGACGGGCCAACCGCUGCAACUGAAGCUACAGCUAGGUUUGUAGUGACCACGGAAGAAAAGGAACUGUGGAAGGUCGUUCGGGCGCUGAGGGGGGAAGCAACAAAAGAUACAAUUGAAGACGACAACGGGGAUUCUACAGCCAGGUGGAAUCUAUUGCGAUUCGAGCACAGAUACGUCCUCAAGGACCAGGAUUAUGGAGAGGUUGCGGGUGUCCACUCGGAGUCUCCGGCACGGGACAGCCUCGAUACGUUUCUGGAACAGCUCGACGAAAACGAAGACGUUCACAAAGUCUACCACAAUGCGGCUCUUUUGCAACUCAGUUGACAAGAAAAGCAACACCCUCAAGUGGAAAAGAUAUACUGUAAAAUAGUUUUUUGAAUUUGAUUUCAAUAGUUCACCAAUGGAAUUUAUACAAGACAGGAACUGUUAGCUACUGAGUGAACAAGCAUUUGCAGAGUUCACUUUUUCCCACAUCGUGUUGCCAAAUGGUGCCAACCCCAAUAUUAAUUGGCAGGCUGUCUCAGGUAGUUUCUACAGAGCAAAUCUACUAAGUGAGUGCAAAGGUUGUCAAUCAAGUCCUUCAUUGUAUUUCAAAAAUGGAUGAAAGACAAGACUUGCAUUGUCAUAGAUCUACCAGAAUAAGAAAAAAUUCUCCUCAGUUCUGCUUGAUCUUCAGACAUCAGGACCUCUUCAAGUGCAACAUCCCCCACCAUAGGUCAAAUUUGUUAGUAGUGAGAGCAAGGCAGUCAUCAGCAGAAUCCAUUCCUGAUACAAAGAUACAGAAGAAUGCAAAUGAUACCAUGGUUCUGAAUUUGACCUAAUUGAACAAAUUAAUCAUAGUGCA